Amaranthus tricolor (Joseph's coat) is the source of this 3991-nucleotide messenger RNA. RefSeq lists its product as uncharacterized. The record is from RefSeq and is a predicted model, not a curated record. Lineage: Eukaryota; Viridiplantae; Streptophyta; Magnoliopsida; Caryophyllales; Amaranthaceae. The coding region runs from base 2731 to 3699 and encodes 322 amino acids. The transcript has 4 exons.
ACGGUAGGCACACCCAAGCCAACAAUUUUGCUUCUUCCUUAAAUUUUUGAUUGUCCAACCAAAACCCCCUUUUUCACUUUCCCUUUUUUUUUUUUUUCUGUAAAUUCAAACUUCAAACAACAAUCUUCCAUUCUCUUUCUCUAAGCAUCGUGGAGGAGCACUAACCCAUUUUCCCAAGAAUCAUUCAGCUCUCUGAAUCCUAUUGUUCGCCGCAGUUCUUGGGGAUUAUCAUUUCUUUUGUGGGUAUUUUUGGUAGAUUAUUCCUUUCUUCAUUCUUUCUAUUUAUAGCAUGUUUCACAUUAAUUAAUUAAUUAAUAAUUAUAAUUACUACAUGGGUUCUACACUUCUACUUGUGUAUUAUUUAAAUGGGGAAACAAAAUCUAAACCCCAGUUGUUGUUAUUUAUAUGCUUGGAUCGUUGAUAAGUAUUAAGAUGAAUUGGGUUUUGGGUUGUUUGGCGUUUAUUUUGUUUAUUUUUUGUGGGUUGGAUCAUUUAUGAUGUUGGGUUCUUGUUGGAUUAAAAGAUUAUGCCAUUAAUUUUGAUCAUUUAAACAUUGAAGAAUUUAUGGAGCUUGAUUAAUGACGUCAUUAGUUGUUUGGAUUCUGACUUGAUUGUGGUAAUAGAUGAUACCUAAUUGUUUAAGCAGCUUGCCUAGGUGAAAUAAUGGAUGUUGAGGGUUUUCAAUAUUUGGGCGGUUGGGCCUUUUUAUUUGGGGGUAAGGACGGAGAAUCCCUUAAAGCAAGGGGAGGGGUACUUGAUCCUUUUGAUCGGGUGAAAAUUAGGGUUUUAGUUAAAUUUUUGUAAAAUAGUUUAUGGUAAAGGGUACUUUGAACAGCCUCAAUUUAAAAGUGAAGUUCACUGGAUGGGUUUAUGUAAUGGUAAGAAAAUUGUCUUGUUUUAAGGAACAUAUCCACAAGAAAUCCUCAACCUGUUCUCCCUUUUAGGUAGCUAUCGAGUUUAGUUUCUAAACACAAAAUAAAGAUAAUAGAGGUGUCCAUUCGGAUCAUCGGGUUGAUUUCGGAUUAGUUCACAAUCGGGUCUUAUGUCGACAUUGGUUUUUACAUAAUUUUAAAUUCAUUUUGAAGUCGAGUAAGAUUUAAGUUCGGUUACAAGGCUGGGUAAGGUAAAUGUCAGGUUGUCGAGUCUGUUUUGAAAACCUUGUAAGCUAUGUUACUCAGACUUUUCAUCUUGCUUCACGUACCUGUGUCUGAUCUUUGAUGCUCGGACAUUGGUAUGACACUUAAGACACUUCAUUUUAGGCGUAAAAUUGAAUAUUUAGACUUAUCCAACACUUGGAGACGUAUCAGUAUCCUACAUCAGUAUCUGUGUCCAAGUAACUAGCUUGAAGUAGGAUAUUUUAGGCAGUUGGGUGACAUAGAAUUUUGAUACAUAACUAUAUUUGUGAAAUGUGUAACCAAACAGUAUAAUGAUGAAUUAAACUCCAUCCCAAAUAGUCUAACAAACCCUCCAUUUAAUGCUAAUCUUAAGAUUGGAAAUCUAAAGGGUCUAUUUUGUGAAAUUUUGUCAAGGUCAGCGUGAUAUCUCAUGUAAAUUUCUAAGAGUUUUUGCAUAAGUCGAGUGCUUAGAAGCAGGUGUGUGAUCAGAGAGCUUCCUUAGCGUGGACUUGACCGCUACAACUUUGCAAUUUUUUAGUUUUUCUAUGAAACUUGUUGUGUAAUACUAUGCUCAUGGAAGUACCUGAAGAAUUGUUGCAACUUUGAGUAUUGGUUAGAUGAGUCACAAACCUAAAAGUUAAGCAACCUAGGAUUCACUCUUGCAUAAACUAAAAUUAAAAUUAUUUUUUUACAAGUACUUGUCAACCUGUAAAUACAAUUCAAGAGUCCCACAAAAGAACAAUGUUUAGAUCUCUUGUAUGAAAAGUUAGAUGCGGAUGAAUAUGGUGGUCUGUACUUUGUAGAAUGUGAAUAACAAUUAAUUUAGAAAUAAAAUGCUAUAUUUAGUAUCUUUUAAGGAUUCAAAGAAGUUCAAUAUAAAUGGAUGGAUGGUGGACUUGGAGCCUUGUGGGUCUUGAUUUGUGAUUGAUUUCUGGUUUCAACAUUAAAAUGGUUAUGGAAUCAAUAAUUAAUGUAUCAUUAGUGGGAAUCACACUGGGUUACUGGCAGAGAUCAAGAUUAGGAAAGAAAUUGUUUUCAGAGUUUUGCAUUACUAUCAAGUCUCGACCGAGUCUACUUAGGCUCAUUUACACCAUAUUGGUCUGGGAUGGCAUAGAUUAGUGAAGAUUGGAUAUGCUGUCAAACGUCCCAAAGGUUUUACCCAAAAGUGGCUCAUGAACUUGACAUCGGGCUUAUCGAGGUGUUUCACUGCUGGAAUUGUUCCUUUUAGAGGUGCCAAUGUUUCCAAUUGAUGAUACAUUUUGUCAAGUUCUUCACAUUUUCUUUUCUUUUUUCGUUUUUUCUUUUCUUAUUUUCUAACAUUGGGCUUUCAAUUCCCCCCUACCCAUUUUCUUGCUGCUUUGACUUAUGGGUCUGAUUGAAUAAUAGCUCUAGAAAUACAAAAUAGGAGCCCUUAAUUUCUGAUUCUGUUCGAGCAUGAUGUCCUACCCAGUUAUUCUGGAGUUUUUAAUGAUAUUAUUCAUCUUUGAGCUGCUUUGUCUACCGAUGCCUUCUUUCUUGCUCGUUUUCUUUAUUUAUUGAUUGCAUUGUCAUAAUUUCUAUUAUCCUUACAUGAUCAUCAUCGAUGGAAUUUGGUAAAACUUGAGAUUUCAGGGAUAUGCCCAGCUUUGUCGAGCUAGUUAAGCAUGAGACGGAUGUCAGACCUGUUACGACAGAAGACAGCGAAUAUGCAACCCUCGUGACAUCUGAUCCAUCUAAGAGGCCUGAAGCUGUGGCCUUACAUUCUCAGACUGAAGUCAGGUCCAAAUCCUCCAUCUGGUGGAUCAAAGCUUUGAUAUUGUGCAGUAUUUGUGUAGCAUUCAUUCUACUAUUAUUAAAAUGGGGAAUUCCAUUUCUUUUUGAGAAGGUUCUUCUUCCAAUGAUGCAAUGGGAAGCCACUGCUUUUGGCCGUCCCGUUCUUGCAUUGGUGCUCGUUGCUUCUCUGGCAUUCUUCCCUGUAGUUUUGAUCCCCUCCGGACCCUCCAUGUGGCUUGCAGGCAUGAUCUUUGGUUAUGGGCUAGGUUUUGUGAUAAUCAUGGCCGGAACAACUAUUGGGAUGGUUCUUCCGUAUUUAAUUGGAUUGUUGUUCCGUGAUAGAAUACAUCAAUGGCUGAAAAGAUGGCCUGAAAAAGCUGCCAUGCUCAGACUGGCUGCUGAAGGAAGUUGGUUUCAUCAGUUUCGCGUUGUAGCUAUCUUUAGGGUUUCUCCAUUCCCAUAUACUAUUUUUAACUACGCAAUUGUGGUCACAAGUAUGAGAUUUUGGCCGUAUCUAUGGGGGUCCGUAGCUGGAAUGGUACCCGAAGCUUUUAUAUACAUUUACAGUGGCCGAUUGUUAAGGACAUUUGCUGACGUGAAAUACGGGAAUCAUCAUCUAACGUGGGUGGAGAUCGUGUACAAUAUAAUCUCGUUCAUUAUUGCUAUAGUCACAACAGUCGCCUUCACUAUAUAUGCAAAAAGAGCCUUAGAUGAAAUUAAGAAGGCGGAUGCUAAGGUGGACAGUGAAGAAACUGAUCUAAAUAAUGAUUUCCGGAUACAAAUGGAAACUCUUCCGCUGGAGAGACCCAGACAUCAAGGUGUCCGUUUAUAGUGUAGGACAAGACAAGAUAGGUUUAGGCUGUAAAUAAGGUCGAUAGGUAUGAGUAACGUAUGUUUCUGGUAUCAGAGGGUGGUAAUUGGUUGUACAUUAUAGAACAUGUAUCGUCAUGAUUUCAUAAAUCCACAUUCCGUUCACGGAAGAAUGCUUUUCAGCAAACUCUCAUGAGGAUGACUCGAGUGUCUUUUGCGAGAUGCAAAAGGGGAUUAUGUUUUACUAACACGAUAUAAAAUUUUGGAUUUUUUCUGUAAUCUGCUUGUAGUUUUUCGACUCUCCUUUUCUCCUA